UUUUAGUAAUGGUAUCAUUAAUAAAUGAGUCUAAUAUUUUUGUUAAAUGUAAAAACAACAAUCACAACGACAAUCACAACAACGAUCACAACAAGCAAAACAACGGUCACAACAAUCAAAACAACGAUCACAAUAAUCACAACAACGAUCAAAAGCAAAACAACGAUCACAACAAGCAAAACAACGAUCACAACAAGCAAAACAACGAUCACAAUAAUCACAAGCAAAACAACGAUCACAAUAAUCACAACAACGAUCAAAAGCAAAACAACGAUCACAACAAGCAAAACAACGAUCACAACAAGCAAAACAACGAUCACAAUAAUCACAAGCAAAACAACGAUCACAAGCAAAACAACGAUCACAACAAGCAAAACAGCGAUCACAAUAAUCACAACAACGAUCACAAGCAAAACAACGAUCACAACAAGCAAAACAACGAUCACAACAAUCACAACAAUCACAACAACGAUCACAAUAAUCACAACAACGAUCACAACAAGCAAAACAACGAUCACAAUAAUCACAACAACGAUCACAAUAAUCACAACAACGAUCACAAGCAAAACAACGAUCACAACAAGCAAAACAACGAUCACAACAAUCACAACAACGGUCACAAUAAUCACAACAACGAUCACAACAAGCAAAACAACGAUCACAAUAAUCACAACAACGAUCACAACAAGCAAAACAACGAUCACAAUAAUCACAACAACAAGCAAAACAACGAUCACAAUCACAACAACGAUCACAAAACUCACAACAACGAUCACAGCAAUAACCACAACAACAAUCACACUAAUGAUCAUAACAAUCACAACAACCACAACAAUGAUCACAACAAUCACAACAAAAGUCACAACAAUAAACACAAAAAUAACAUUACAUUCCCUGCUUUACCAUCAAUACCUUCAAUCAUAAAUAAGAUGACUGGGUUAUGGUAUUCGAUUUAUUCGACUAAUAAAUAUUAUUGCGGUUACCUUGAUAUAAUAUACAUAAGCAAUACAGAACCGGCUGAAUUUUUAUGGGCAUAUGUCUUUUAUAACUAUAGACAAAAACCAAAACCAGGAAAAAUGACAGUGGAUACUAAAAAUAAAUUGUUCCUGGUUAACUUUGAAACUUUCCAGUAUACUUAUCAAUUAUUAAGCUACAAUACUCGACGCUAUAUGAUUUUAAAAUUUAAAAAAAUUAAUUCAACUAAUCGAGUUGGUGUUCAUGUAUUUUCCCGAUUUCAACCACAAAAUCAACCGGAUUUAUUGAAAACAGCUAAAAAUGUUAUCAAAAAAUUUAAUUUAAAUUUAACAUUAUAUGAAACACAAUAA
Molecule: messenger RNA, 1325 nt
Organism: Oppia nitens
Lineage: Eukaryota; Metazoa; Arthropoda; Arachnida; Sarcoptiformes; Oppiidae
Product: GATA zinc finger domain-containing protein 14-like
Exons: 4
Coding region: 9-1325 (438 amino acids)
Source: RefSeq, a predicted model, not a curated record